AUGUCAUCACAGUUUAGGAAGUCUAGCCAUAACAAGAAACUGAAUCCAGAGGUUAAAUUCAAGUUGGAGACUUUAACAGAAUUGUUCCCUGACUGGACAAACGACGAUCUAAUUGACCUAGUUCAUGAAUAUGAUGAUUUGGAGACCAUCAUUGAUAAGAUUACAUCUGGUGCGGCCACCAAGUGGGAUGAGGUAAAGAAACCGUCAAAAAAGGAAAGACAGGAAAAGAAGCAGGAACAACUACAGCUGCAGCAGCAACAAUCACUAUCGGUGCAGGAACAAGAUGGUGGUUCGUCGCAUCACAGUUCUAUAACUCAUGGACAUCAUAGUCAUACUCAUAGUCACCAUUCCAAAUCGGCUCAAAACGGGAGCUCCGUUUCAGGUCCAAAGUUUUCUAAUAGCAGCAGCGGUGCAAGAAGUAAAAGGGGCGGACAAUCACAGUCAGCGGGAGGAGCUCAACAAGGAACACGAGCCACCAGACAUAAUGAGGAUGGCUCGAAAUCUGUAGCAAAUGCUUCUCGUAGUAAACCGGUGACAAAUUCAAGCUCUUGGGCAGCUAUCGCAUCUUCAGAAAACAAAAAGAAGUCGCAUGAAGCAAAGGAUCCUGUGGGUGACGAAGAGGAAUUUCCAGAAGAAAAAAAGGUAUUGGAUGAAAGUAUUGAUGAGCGAAAAGUUGAUGAACCAAAAACUAACGAAACGAUAGAAACUUCAAGUCUGUCAAAGACAAAUAAACCAGUUCCCAAUGCGUCAACGCCAUCUAAUGUGGAAAAGCCAAAGAAAAUGUCUUGGGCUGCAAUUGCAUCUCCUAAACCAAAAAUUGUUCAAAAGAAACCUUCAGCCUUUAGUAAUGUUAAUGGAUUAAGGAAAGAAGUUGAAAGCAUAGCAAAAGCUGAUGAAGUCGUAAAAUCAGAUCAAACUCUUUUGGAACCAUUAGGUAGUCCACAACAACAGCAGCAAGAACAGGAAAAACCCCAGGAUGAAAGUCUUGAUCAACAACUCGAGCAAGAGAAAGAAGCUAAACAAGAAAAUGGAAGUGGCAAAAGCGAUGAACUGCAACAACAACAGCAGCAACAAAAUCAAGAGCAGAAACAGCAAGAAUCUACUGUUCAAGAUGAUGUCAAGGCUGUUCCAGUGGAAGAGACAAUCACUAUAACAGAAUCAACAAUUGCAAACUCACCACAGGAACCUGUUCAAGUCGAAGUACAAGUUGAAAAGCAAGAACAACCAAUUGUGGAAGGUAUUGAUGUUAAACAGCAAGAGGAAGCAUAUUAUCAACAGCAACAACAGCAAUAUUUGUCACAACAACAGCAGCAGCAACAACCACAACAGCAACAGCAACAGCAAUAUGCUGAAAAUCAACAGCAACAGCAGCAGCCAGGCGCUAAUGCUGCUCAACAGCAAUAUUACAUGUAUCAAAAUCAAUUUCCAGGUUAUUCCUACCCUGGCAUGUUCGACUCUCAAAGCUACUACGGUCAACAACAGUAUCAACAGCCAACGCAACAAGGUGCUGCUGCUGCUGGUACUAGUGGAGCUUCUGGGUCAAACCUUUACCAUUUGCCUCAAGGCUAUGGUCAGGCUGCUGCUGCAGGAACACCUGAUAUGGCAACCGCUAGCACAGCAUCUCCAGCUACUUCCCAUGCCCAACCACAACAACAGCAACAGCAACAGCAACCUUAUGGUGGUACUUUCAUGCCAUAUUAUGCUCAUUUCUACCAACAGUCCUUUCCAUAUGCUCAACCACAAUAUGGUAUGGCUGGUCAAUAUCCUUAUCAAGUUCCAAAAGCUGGAUACAACUACUACCAACCACAACAAGCACAAGGUAGACAGGGUCAGGGUAGACAGGGUCAACAAAGUCCAGUACAAUCUCAAUCACCAUCACAGCAAGCUGAAGAUAUUCAGCAACUGCAGGCUCAACAGGCUCAACAGGCUCAACAGGCUCAACAAGCUCAGCAAGUUCAGCAAGCUCAGCAAGCUCAACAAGCUCAAGCUCAAGCUCAACAGGCACAAUCUUCACAACAACAAGGACAAGGCAAUCUAGCAUCUCAAAAUGGUCAGCAACCGAUGAAUCCACAGCAGGUUCAAUUUCAACAAUACUAUCAAUUUCAACAGCAACAACAACAAGCAGCUGCCGCAGCCGCUGCUGCUGCUCAGCAAGGUAUGGCAUAUGGCUACACUGGCUACGAUUACACAUCUCAAGCAUCAAGAGGGUUCUACUAA
Messenger RNA from Zygotorulaspora mrakii, 2217 nucleotides. It is a transcript of the gene DEF1, whose product is annotated as DNA damage-responsive RNA polymerase-degradation factor DEF1. Gene Ontology annotation, molecular function: ubiquitin binding. The record is from RefSeq and is a predicted model, not a curated record. The transcript has a single exon. NCBI's taxonomy places the organism in Eukaryota, Fungi, Ascomycota, Saccharomycetes, Saccharomycetales, Saccharomycetaceae. The coding region runs from base 1 to 2217 and encodes 738 amino acids.